This is a messenger RNA of Daphnia magna, 2058 nucleotides long. RefSeq names its product copine-8. Bases 159 to 1751 code for a protein of 530 amino acids. Gene Ontology annotation, cellular component: plasma membrane. The record is from RefSeq and is a predicted model, not a curated record. Gene Ontology annotation, molecular function: calcium-dependent phospholipid binding. Gene Ontology annotation, biological process: cellular response to calcium ion. The transcript has 7 exons. NCBI's taxonomy places the organism in Eukaryota, Metazoa, Arthropoda, Branchiopoda, Diplostraca, Daphniidae.
CUGGAAAAUAAAUAAAUAAAUGUGGAAAUGGAAAUCACGAGGGAGGGAAAUAAUCUUUUAACGUCUAACAGGCAGAGCCAGAAUCAGAAGGGACUUGGAAACGAAGUAGCCCAUAUGUUUCGCAAUUCAAUAGGUGUAACACAGACCUUCGAAGCAAAAUGGCUCACCAAAACUUUGUUCCAGGGAUAGCUAGUCAAGAUCUCAAGAAUGAUGUGGAGCUCACAAUUUCUGCUAAGAAUUUGCUGAAUAAGGAUGUCCUUUCUAAGUCUGAUCCCAUGUGUGUGGUUUAUGUUCAGCACUUAGAUCAUUCCUGGGUAGAACAUGGCAGGACUGAACAAAUCCACAACACAUUGAAUCCAGAGUACACAACCAAAAUAUUGAUUGGCUACCGCUUUGAAGAACUACAGAAGCUGAAGUUCAAGAUUUAUGAUAUUGAUAGUAAAAGCACAGUCCUGGAUAAGCAUGAUUUCUUGGGAGAAGCUGAGUGCUCCCUUGGUGAAAUUGUUUCUUCACGAAACUUUGUUACAACGCUUCAUCACCCGAAAAACAAAUACACGGGCCAAUUGUGUAUUAAAGCUGAAGAAAUUGGUUCACUGAAAGAAGACGUCGAAUUAUUGUUUAGCGCAGAGGGAUUCAAAAAGAGCGGCAUCCUCAGCAAACCUGACCCUUUCUUAGCCAUUUACAAAGAGAGUACUCUUGUUCAUCGCACUCCAUUCAUUAAAGAUAACUGCAACCCAGAGUGGCCAAGCUUCGUUCUCCCGAUGCGGUUCCUACGUACCAAAGACGAGAAAAGCGUUCCACUAAUGCUUCAGUGCUGGAAUUGGAACGGAGAUGGAAGCCACAAACUAAUCGGGGAAGUACAAGUCACUACACAAGAAAUUCUAAGUGCCCCCAAAACUUUCUCCCUGAGCGAUAAAAAAACAGGAAAAAGCGUUGGAAAACUGUCUUUGCAUGAGUCUAAGGUAAGGAAAACGCACACUUUCUUGGAUUAUGUCUCUGGUGGUACCCAAAUUAAUUGCACCAUAGCAAUUGAUUUCACUGCUUCGAAUGGAACUCCUAGUAUGCCCACCUCCUUGCAUUAUAUGGGUCCGACACCCAAUCUAUAUGAACAAGCGUUGUUGUCUGUCGUUACAAUCAUUCAAGAUUACGAUAGUGAUAAGCAUUUCCCAGUUUUGGGAUUCGGUGCCAAGGUUCCUCCGAACGGAAAUCUAUCUCAUGAAUUUUUUGUCAACUUGAGUGCAAACCCACACUGCUUUGGAGUCGGUGGAGUGAUAGAAGCCUAUCGACGAUGUCUGCCUUUGAUUCAGCUGUAUGGACCAACAAAUUUUUCUCCGGUGAUUAACCACGUCGCGCGCUUUGCUGCAGCCCACUCUAAUGGAGACAAUUAUUUCGUUCUUCUAAUUCUUACUGAUGGCGAGAUAAGCGAUUUUCCCGAAACAAAGCAGGUAAUUUAUUUUCCAAGGCAAUUCAUAUCAGCCUCGCAUUUGCCUAUGUCUAUCAUAAUCGUUGGAAUUGGUCCUGCCAAUUUUUCUUCAAUGAAAGAGCUUGACAGCGACAACGGCCGUUUGACGGCUGACGGGCGUUCUGCCGUUCGCGACAUAGUUCAGUUUGUAUCAUUUCGCGAUUUCUUGCAUCAAGCUGAUUCAAGCCGCGCCUCGAUAGAGUUAGCUAGUGCAUUACUUGCAGAAGUUCCAAACCAGCUAGUUGCUUUUAUGAAACUAAAAAAGUUGACACCGAAAAUGCCAUUCUAAUAAUAGAACGCUUCCAAUAUGCGAGUUACACUUUUAGCUUACUCGAGAUUCUUUUACUUCUUUCAUUUUUUCUUGAAAUCGUUCGCUUUUCGUUAAUUUUUUUCACUUUCGACUCUUAUCCAUUUCAAUUUAAUUGUAGGAAUAAAUAAAUAUAGCAAACUACAAUUUUAUGACGGUGCCGGUGUAUGUAUGAAAAGAUAUGCUUUAGUCUCAGUGCUUUUUUGUAUCUGUAAUUUUACAUAAUUGAACUCCCCUAUCUGUAUGUAUCAUGGCUAGCAACUAACAUUAAACGGAGAAUAGGAACACA